Molecule: messenger RNA, 2125 nt
Organism: Pseudomassariella vexata
Lineage: Eukaryota; Fungi; Ascomycota; Sordariomycetes; Amphisphaeriales; Pseudomassariaceae
Exons: 4
Coding region: 112-1827 (571 amino acids)
Source: RefSeq, a predicted model, not a curated record
CUGUCUUUUCCUCAUUGCCGUUUUUGACGCGUUUCUUUCCCCUUGGAUGCCCAGCUUGCCAUCGAGCUCCCAACAACGGGCUCCACGACGACAAGUUCGGCGCCUGCGGCCAUGAUCGUAACUCCGUACUCAUCUUCGCGCCGGCUCCGGCUUUUUGGUGGCAUCAUCGUCCUUGCGCUGCUUGCGACGUACGUCCACAUCCGCCCGUCAUGGAGUCAAAGACCCUUCCGAUACGCCCUCGGCUACUACGACACCGUCUCGAGCUACUUCCACUUCCCCAUCAUCAACAACACUUUGUACCAGCAGGGGAACGAGGGACUGGUGUCCCAGUACCACAACUUUAGCGAGCCAUGCACCGGUUUUCCCGAUACCGACGGCAUCCUGCUCGUCAUGAAGACAGGAGCAACUGAAGCCUUCGAAAGACUGCCUACCCAGCUGCUCACGACGCUGCAAUGCCUGCCCGACUUCCUUCUCUUCUCCGACAUGGAGCAACAAAUAGGCAAACACCAUAUAUACGACGUGCUCGCAGACGUGGAAGAGACGGCCAAAGCGCAUAACGAAGACUUUGACCUGUACCGAGAACAGAAAGAAUGCCCCGUCUCCCAAAAGUCAUGUGUCGACGCUCGAUCCGAAGGCCACAAGGCCUGGAACCUUGAUAAAUACAAGUUCCUCCCCAUGAUGGAGAAGACGUGGCGGAUGCGCCCGGGGCGCGAUUGGUAUAUUUUCGCUGAGGCCGACACGUACGUCUUCUUCGCCAACAUGGUGCAGUGGUUGCGUGAGCAGCGCCACUUUAGUCCCAAAGAGAAAAUAUACCUGGGCAGUCGGAGUUUUAUAGGGGGCACUCCAUUUGGCCACGGGGGAUCGGGUUACGUCAUGAGCGGCGCGCUACUAUGCCAUCUGAUCGAAGACCACCCAGGCAUCAUAAAGCAGUAUAACGUGAAGGGCGCGAAUGAAUGCUGCGGCGACUUGAUGCUCGCUAUGGCCAUUGAAGAGUACGAGGGCAUCAAGAUAAACCAGGCGUGGCCUAUGUUCAAUGGCGAAAAGCCGAGUACGCUGCCGUUCGGGCCUGGUCACUGGUGCGAGCCGAUCUUGACUAUGCAUCAUAUGAAUGCCGAAGAGAUCAGCAGCGUCUGGCAAUUUGAGCAAACCCGGAAAACCGAUUGGAUGCGACUUCCUCAAUGGAUCCUGCAGGAUGUCAUCCCUUAUUUGCAUGCGAGACGUACCUUGCUUAUUAAAGACCUCUACCAUGGCCUUGUCGCUCCCAAGAUGCAUGUUUCACGUGAAGAUUGGGACAACCUGUCGGAUGACGUCUGCUACAUCAACCCAAACCCUGAGGUACAGCAACGUGCCGACGGCCACCUCCGAGACCGCCAGAAGAAGCCCGAGGAUAUGAACGAAGUCGAGAAAAAUGCGUGGCGGUCGCCUGCGCAUUGCUCGAAAGUAUGCCAGAAUGAAGAUGUCCCGGACGAGGACGAGUAUGAGCGCCUCCAGCAUGUAGUGCCACGGAAGGAUGACCUCCAGGACUCGGCUAGCGCGGAUGACACGGAGAAGGCCGAAGACACAGGUCCAAGUGACGAGGCGGCGCGCGAUGCUUGGCAUAAGAACAUGCGAGAACGCAAGAGAAACCGGACAUGCUUCCAGUACCGAUGGCACGAUGAACAGUGCUGCACCGCAAGAAGCUUCAAACUCGGCGCACCUAAGACGCGACCUACUGAUGGAAACACCAGCGCUAAAUGGGCCAGCGGGUGGGAUCUUAAGGGCAUAAAAGACUGGAUUGACGCAACGGGCGAAUGCACAGAACCAGCGUGGAAGAAGGACUUCAGUUGAGUCCCCGUGCAUUUACAGCGAGCGGUUAGAUCGUGAGACCUAGACACUGGAAAGAAACACAAGGUAUGGCGUCGAAGCGGUAGGAUGGACGUGGAAAACGUCGGGUAUGACAAACCAGCUAACAGGUUGAUUUCGGCAUUCAGCUGUGUGUAUUCUAAUCUGUGGGCAUUAUAAUGACGGAACAUAGCAUGGCGUUUCGGUGUCAGAUAGUUUAGGCGUCACUACCACUUAAACGCGAUGUAAAGAGCUGAAAAAUAAAAUACUACUUCUUCCGCAGACCAUAACUCACCAUUCAACG